This is a messenger RNA of Python bivittatus (Burmese python), 3498 nucleotides long. RefSeq names its product proteasome 26S subunit, non-ATPase 8 (gene PSMD8). NCBI's taxonomy places the organism in Eukaryota, Metazoa, Chordata, Lepidosauria, Squamata, Pythonidae. The record is from RefSeq and is a predicted model, not a curated record. Gene Ontology annotation, cellular component: proteasome regulatory particle; nucleus; proteasome regulatory particle, lid subcomplex. Gene Ontology annotation, biological process: proteasome-mediated ubiquitin-dependent protein catabolic process.
UUUCGCGACGGUUCCCCCGGGUGCCGAUUCAUGGCUUCGGCAGUGGCCAUGAUGGCGGCGGCCGGGGGCCCGGUGCUGAACGGGGCCGACGCGGCGGGGCUGAAGGAAGCGGCGGGUAUGUACGAGCAGCUGCGGGCGGAGUGGAACCGCAAGAACCUCAGCUUGAGCAAAUGCGGCGACUUGCUGGGCCGCCUUAAGUUGGCUCUGCUUGAACUUAACUUUCUGCCCACCACAGGCACAAAACUGACUAAACAGCAGCUUAUUUUGGCAAGAGACAUUUUAGAAAUCGGAGCCCAGUGGAGCAUCUUGAAGAAAGACAUCCCAUCUUUUGAAAGAUAUAUGGCCCAGCUCAAAUGCUACUACUUUGAUUACAAAGAUGAAUUACCAGAGUCAGCCUACAAGCACCAGUUGCUGGGUUUGAAUCUCCUCUUCCUGCUGUCCCAGAACCGCGUGGCCGAGUUCCAUACCGAGCUGGAACGACUGCCAGCCAAGGACAUUCAGACCAACGUCUACAUCAAACACCCUGUAUCUCUCGAACAGUAUCUGAUGGAAGGUAGUUACAACAAAGUCUUCCUGGCCAAAGGCAACAUCCCGGCGGAGAGCUAUGCGUUUUUCAUCGACAUCUUGCUGGACACUGUCAGGGAUGAAAUUGCCAGCUGCAUCGAGAAAGCUUAUGAGAAGAUCCUGUUCAACGAGGCCACCCGCAUGCUCUUCUUCACCCCCAAGAAGAUGUCCGACUACGCCAAGAAGCGGGGUUGGCUUCUCGGCCCACACAGCCACUACUGUUUCAUGGGACAGCAGCAGAAACCGGAAGACGCCACCAUCCCCUCUACAGAGCUAGCUAAACAAGUCAUCGAAUACGCUCGGCAGUUGGAAAUGAUCGUCUAAUGUACCCUUGCUGCAGGCUGGGACUGUGGGCUGUUGCUUCUCCCCAUUAUGGGCCCCCCCCCCCCCACUUUGUGCCAGUUCCUAUUGACCUGGCAGCCUUUUUUCUUAAACGGGAAAAACGGGAGCGAUUGGCGGUGGUGUAGUUGCUGUCUCUUGCUCCUGGAAUGCUUGAGUAAAGCUGGCAAGCCAGGCCGCUCCCUGUGUCAUGUAGAGUCAUUUUGUUCCUUGGUCCCAGGUGGAGAGAGGUCCUCUGAGCAUGGAAGAGAAGCUGAUGGUCUUGGGCUUUUUUGACUGCAAAGGGAGGGUGGAAACUCCUUUUUACAAGCGGCCUCCAAGUAUCAGGGCCAACUUCACAUUUGCUCGUGGUCGUGACUAUCCGCAGCAGUGUUUCUCAACCUCAGCAGCUUUAAGAUGGGUGGACUUCAAUUUAAAGUUGCCAAGGUUGAGAAACACUGGUCUGCAGGAUCCUCCAGUUUUACCAGAAAGAAGAGUUCUUCUGUUGUCUGAUCAGGACUGAAUUAAAUAGCUCUCCGAAGAAUUGUGAUCAGAUUUUUUUUAAAAUUUAGGAUCGUGUUUGCUUUCUUUGUGGAACUCCCUUAAUGGAAUAGUUAUAGGUUAAAUACAGCUUCUUCUUAUAAACAUGAUUAUCUAUAUUAUUGCUAUGCCAUGGUUUGCUUCCCCAUAGCUGUGGAAAAAGCCACAGUGGUCUUGGAUCCUACAUCAAAGUAAGCCUGGAUCAGCCAAGCCACCUUCUGGCUUAACGUGAUGUUUGAGCCCAGCAUAGCUGUUGUAAGAAAAACCCAACAUGACUACGGUGGGAGGUGGCAAACUGGCUGACCUGAUUAUUACCUGAUUAUUUCCAGCCUGGGCCUCCAGCUGCCUUGAACUAAAAUCUCAGACUGUUCAUGUCGCAUGACCACUGGCUAGGCUGUCUGGGAACUGUAGCCUAGUGCACUGGGAAGGUCCUAGGUUGCAGAGGGUAGUUUGGACAUGAACCCCCUCCUUUCCACACCGCCCCUUUGUAUCCCUACUUGGGCCUGGUUCUCCAAAGGGAACCCAUAUUUUGUUCAACCGCAGCUGAUAAGCCACAAUGGCUGUUUCCCCUCAAGCCAGCAGACAUUGAUGUCUGGUGUCUGAAUCCAGCCUGGACUGCUACCUAGAACAAAUGACUAGAUUUGGAGUGCCUCCAUUCAGUGCACGUGGCUUUCAUACCAGCUUUGGUUGGCUGACCUUGGGGCUCUAGUGAACAACCAAAUGAGAUCCCAGAAGCCUGCUCCAUCCCCAUCCCCAUCCCCAUGGAUAGGACAGUCCUCUUCCUUCUCCCUUAUGGGAUUUGCUUGCUUGAUCCUAUGUAUUAGCCAAGACCCACGAAGGUGACCAGCUGAAGAGGAGAUGCUGGUGAGCGGAGGGAGAAGAAACGCUUGUUCUGAUCUGGCUUCUGUGGCACCCAGAAGACAAAGCAGCAGAGAGGUUUUUUCUCAGGGCAUUGGCUGAGAGCUCUGCUUCAGCCCGAACGUUUCCCGGGACAGCUCCUGGCAAAUUGCAGCACACCGUAAUACACGAGCAAAGCCAAGGGCCCAGCCUGGUGGUGUACAAGGUUUAUUGAGCAGGAAGCCUGGAGAAGCCAUUCAGUCCUCGUUGGCGAUGUGUUGCUGUUUGUAAGAAUCCAGGCAGAACUUGGUCCCGGCAACCAAGGAGACGGCCAGCAUGGCAGUAGCAACCCAGGGAGGCUCUGUCAAGUGGUUGGCAGAGGGGUUGAGCCUGGAAGGAAGGAGUUAAAAUCAAAGGGUGAAGAGUCUGCCUUCUUCAUGGUGCGACCUCAAAUGAUGGAUGAGACACAAAUCCUUGUGAGGACGUGUUAGUCACCCUGCCAAGGUAUUCUGCAAACUAGUCUGCGCUUCUGUGGGAGUUUGCAUAGGAGUUGACUAUCGGCGAAUUUUUUAUGCUGGCUUUUUGCUUUUUCUAGCUCCCCCCCCCCCCAUGCUGGCAAUCUAUUACUGCAUGCAAGAAGCAGGAGCAUCGAAACUAAUUUUAAAACAGAGUUCGCCUAUUGCCCCAAAGGGAUUCAGAUUCAUUGCUUCCAAACAAACCAUAUUUUGUAAGUCUACCAUCCUUGCUCUGAUCCUGGCUUGUGAAAGGUACAACCAGCCAGGUUUGGGCAAGGCCUUAAAAGCAUUUUAACAGGAGGAGUCGAGCAAGUGGUAACGUGUUCUCCUGCUUACUAGGCUCUGGAUUGUGUGUUGAGGAAAAUGGGAUUCUGGACAUGAUGCUGUAAACCAGUGUUUCUCAAACUUGGCCACUUGAAGACGUGUGGAAUGGCUGGGGAAUUCUGGGAGUUGAAGUCCACACGUCUUCAAGUGGCCAAGUUUGAGAAACACUGUAAAUGAUGCAAACUGUAGGAAUGUUCAUUCUACCUCUUUGCAUGGUUUUGUUGCUAAUCAACAUUAUUUUGCCUAGCCACUUUUGAGCCUCCCUAUUCCCAAUCGCUGCCACGCUUGCCCAGCUGUGACCCGGCUGCAACUCCAGAUGUCAUUAACUGCCUGCUUAUAAGAAUACCAUCACCGUUGGAUUCUUCUCAAACUGUAUUAAAAACGUAACGGAUGCACCUAA